CCCUUUCUACUCUAAACACGCGUGUUCCCCUUUCCCUCUCCAGCCGAAAUCCUUCCCAUUCGAAAAAAGUGUGUUCAGCGGUCGUCGUUCGCUUUCAACGCCUGUCCGUUCGCCUUCAACAUCUGUCCGUUCGAUUUCACCGUCGAGUUCCACCUCUUCGAAUCCCUCACGUCCGUCAUUUCAAAGUCCUCCGUCCGCUGCAUUCCAUCUUUCCAAAAUCCCUCAGUGCCUCACGUUGCUGCACGCCCGUCAUUUCGACUUCACCAACGAGUGCCUCACGUUCGUCGCUUCAAAAUCCAUCAUCCACUAAGUUGAGCUUGAGAUUUACUGUGAAGAUAAGGAUAGCGCAAGGAAAUAUGAGAUUGAGGCACUUGGAGGACAAACAACUUCAUAAACCACGUUUUUAGUGCAUUUUAUGAUAGAUUGAAAGAGAUUUACAAUGAUGGAUAAAUCUUGGAUGCACAAGAGUAGAUUGUCUAAAGAUUAUGAGUUGGGUGUGGAAAACUUCAUCAAAUUUGGAUUUUCUAAUACAACUAGCUCCUAUAUUCGUUGUCCUUGUUUGAAAUGUGGGAAUUGUGAAAAACAUAGUAGAAAGGGUGUUAGAGAUCACUUGUAUGUUAAUGGUAUUGAUGAAAGUUAUAAAAUUUGGUUUUGGCAUGGGGAAGAACUUCCUAACUCAUCCUUCUAUGAUGAAUCUUCAAAGUUUGACAUCCAUACAUGUGAAGAUCAGUAUGUUGGAAGUGUAAAAGAAAUGAUUGAAGUUACUCAUGAGGAGUAUUCAAAAAACCCAACUGGAUUUGAGAAGUUGCUUAUUGAUGCUGAAAAACCAUUGUACGAAGGAUGCAAAAAGUACACAAAGUUGUCUACUCUAGUCAAAUUGUAUAAUUUAAAAGUUAGGUAUGGAUGGAGUGAUCAUACUAGUUUUUUAGAAUUACUUGAAACUUUGAAGGAAAUUCUGCCUACUACCAAUGAGCUCCCGAAUUCAUUGUAUGAAGCAAAGAAGACAUUAGGUGCAUUAGGAAUGGAAUACGAAAAGAUUCAUGCAUGCCCGAAUAAUUGUUGUCUCUAUAGAAAAGAAUUUUCUAAUGCAAUUGAAUGUCCUGAAUGUGGUCAAUCAAGGUGGAAAAACGUCAAGGAUACAAAUGAAAGGAGAAAGCAAAUUCCCUCUAAAGUGAUAUGGUACUUUCCAAUCAUUCCACGAUUUAAAAGGCUAUUCAGAAGCAUUGAAUGUGCUGAAAACUUGACUUGGCAUUCUACUGAAAGAAUUAAUGAUUGUAAGUUACGACAUCCAGCAUGGAAGUUAGUAGACAUGAAAUGGCCAGACUUCGGUUUUGAACCCAGAAAUCUUCGUUUAGCAUUGUCAGCCGAUGGAGUAAAUCCUCAUGGUGACAUGAGUUCUAAAUACAGUUGUUGGCCGGUAGUGAUGGUUAUUUACAAUCUUCCGCCAUGGUUGUGUAUGAAAAGAAAGUACAUGAUGCUAUCAAUGCUAAUUACAGGACCAAAACAACCAGAGGAUGACAUAGGCAUAUACUUAGCACCACUAAUUGAAGAUUUAAAACUUUUAUGGGAAAGUGGUGUUGAAUGUUAUGAUGCUUAUCAAGAAGAACCAUUCAACUUAAGGUCAGUUUUGUUGUGGACAAUCAAUGAUUUUUCUGCAUAUGGUAACCUUAGUGGAUGUUGUGUGAAAGGGUAUAAAGCAUGCCCAAUUUGUGGAGAUAAUACAAAUUCUAUAAGGUUAAAGUAUGGGAAGAAAAUGACAUACCUUGGACAUCGUAGAUUUUUGGCGCGAAAUCAUCCGUAUCGACGACAAAAGAAGUCAUUCCACUUAACAUAGAAUUGCUUCAAGCUAAGCACACUUAACUUUGGAGUUCCUAUCAUUGAGCCACCGAAAAGGAAGGUGUAGCUUGUUGGUAUAGAUAUUAACUUUUAUUUCUUUUAAGUCUUUCUUAACAUUACUUUCCUGUCCUCAAGAUCCCUCUCAUUAGAACGUGAUAUCGGUUCAUUCAUGCCUCUCUCCUACUCUCAAAUGUUAUAUUGUUAAAGUGGAGUGAAGUUACAAUUACAUCUAAAUAAUUCAGAGGUCAUGCAUUUUCUUUUUUCUUUUUAAGAAAACUAUAAUAUUUAAUUAUUUAAAAGAAGUGAAGAAAUGGACCAAAACCGACUGAUCGCUAGAAUCGGUUGAAAGUCGGUUUUGUUGACCAGAAUGGCAACCGAAAUUAGUUCUGCCAUUCCCAUACCGACUUGUGGUCGGUCAGAGUCGGUUUGGCUAGAAAACCGACUCCGACCGAUCCUUGAUCACCCCUAGUUUCUUUAUAAUUCUUUUUAAAAACUUUGUUACGUUUGUAAUUGUUUUAGCACGACAUAAUUUUAUUGUCACAUAAUCUAUAUUUCCAACUUGAAUCUAUAUUUCCAA
Cucumis sativus (cucumber) is the source of this 2413-nucleotide messenger RNA. RefSeq lists its product as uncharacterized. The record is from RefSeq and is a predicted model, not a curated record. NCBI's taxonomy places the organism in Eukaryota, Viridiplantae, Streptophyta, Magnoliopsida, Cucurbitales, Cucurbitaceae. The coding region runs from base 440 to 1834 and encodes 464 amino acids. The transcript has 3 exons.